Laccaria bicolor S238N-H82 is the source of this 1767-nucleotide messenger RNA. Its product is annotated as general APC amino acid permease. Gene Ontology annotation, cellular component: membrane. The transcript has 22 exons. Bases 1 to 1680 code for a protein of 559 amino acids. Gene Ontology annotation, biological process: amino acid transmembrane transport. Gene Ontology annotation, molecular function: amino acid transmembrane transporter activity. The record is from RefSeq and is a predicted model, not a curated record. NCBI's taxonomy places the organism in Eukaryota, Fungi, Basidiomycota, Agaricomycetes, Agaricales, Hydnangiaceae.
AUGUCUGAUACGGAGAAGAAACUUCAAAGCGACGAGCCGGACCAAGGUUCACUGGAGAAGGGACAAAUUGAAGAAUUUGUCGUUCAGCCCCACCCCCAGUAUCAUUUCGAUGUACAUGACCUCGAUCGCGUACAACGACGACUCAAGCAACGCCAUGUCCAGAUGUAUGUCAUUGCUGGGACCAUUGGAACGGGUCUUUUUCUCGGUUCAGGGCAUGCUUUAGGUGGUGCUGGUCCUUUGGGGGCGUUGAUUGCGUAUGCUCUCGUCGGCACUGUGGCAUACGCGUCACUUUGCGCUGUUGGUGAAAUGACCACCUGGGCUCCGAUCUCAGGUACCUUCCCCCAUUUUGCUGCAAGAUGGGUAGACCCCGCUCUUGGAUUCGCUGUCGGUUGGAAUUAUUUCUACACCAAUGCUAUCUCUACACCUGUCGAAAUCACCGCAGCCGUUAUCUUGAUAACAUUCUGGGACAGCAAUGCAAGUGCGAAUCGCAACGGUGGCACCCACCAUGCUGCCAUUUACACAGCUGUUCUUUGUGUCUUGGUCUGUGCUAUCAAUAUCUUUGGUGUCAGGUGGUUCGGAGAAUCGGAAUUCUUCUUCUCUAUCAUCAAAAUUUUGUUGAUCAUUGGGUUGCUCAUCGCUGGACUGGUUAUCGACCUUGGAGGAGGUCCUUCAGGAGACCGUAUUGGAUUUAGGUACUGGAAACACCCUGGAGCUGUUGCUGGCGCGGGACUCGUCAAGAAUGUCAACACCGAUAGAUUCCUCGGGAUCCUAUCCGUGCUCGUCCAGGCAGCCUUCUCCUUCCAGGGAAUGGAGUUGGUCGCGAUCGCUGCAUCUGAGACCGAAAGCCCCCGUCGGAAUAUUACCAAAGCAGUUCACCGUGUCUUCUAUCGCAUCGUCAUCUUCUACAUUUUGGGUGUUCUUAUGAUCGGAAUGUUGGUAGCGUACAACGACCCUGCGCUGCUUAAAAGUACUGGCACUGCUGCACAGUCUCCUUUCGUGAUUGCCAUGAAGCGUGCUGGAGUGAGAGUUCUCCCUCAUAUUGUUAAUGGCGCUAUUUUCUCGAGUGCUUUCUCUGCUGGAAACAGUUUCUUGUUCUGUUCGUCCCGUAUCCUCUACGGCCUUGCCCUCCGUGGGCAGGCACCCCGCUUCUUGACCUACUGCACAAAGGGGGGUCUUCCUUUAUUUGCCGUUCUCGUCGCCAGCGCCUUUUCGUUCCUCGCUUUCAUGAACGUAUCAUCAGGAGCAGAAACCGUAUUUAAUUGGUUUGUCAACCUCUCGACCACUGGAGGCUUCUCUAGCUGGUUCUCGAUGAAUCUGACCUACAUUUUCUUCUAUCGAGGCAUGAAAGCCCAAGGAUUCGAUCUCACGAAAAACGCCUAUAACAACAGAUGGCAACCUUAUGUUGCAUACUGGGGUUGUGGAUGGACGAUGUUCUUCAUCCUGAUUAACGGCUUUGCUGUUUUCUUUGGGAAAUUUGAUGUUUCUGGAUUCUUCGUUGCUUAUGUCAACAUUCCAAUCUUCUUAAUUUUGUAUUUUGGAUACAAGAUUGUGAAGAAGACCAAGAUCUGGAAGCCAUCGGAAAUGGACUUUGUCACCGGCAUUCCUAGUAUGGAAGAGACCGAGACCCCUGAGAUUCCACCCAAGAAUAUUUGGGAGCGCAUUGCUGGAAUUCUUUUCUAGAGAACUAUGCAUCUGCCUAUUUUGCCCUCUUUACUCGGUUGUAUUACACACAUCGUGUUUUAACACGCUAUGUGACAUAAUGAUAAU